Saccostrea echinata is the source of this 789-nucleotide messenger RNA. Its product is annotated as transmembrane GTPase fzo-1-like. The transcript is spliced from 6 exons. Bases 1 to 789 code for a protein of 262 amino acids. NCBI's taxonomy places the organism in Eukaryota, Metazoa, Mollusca, Bivalvia, Ostreida, Ostreidae. The record is from RefSeq and is a predicted model, not a curated record.
AUGCGUUCUUGUGAGACAAGUGGAGGAAAAUCAACACUUGUCAAUCGACUGGUCGGUAGAAAAAUAUUCAAGCCUAGUAUCGACGAGUCAACUGCAACAAUUUGUAGAAUUCGUAAUUCUAACGAUCCUAAGAAAAUAUCAUGCAAAGUUGUAGGAAAAAAUGAUCAAGUAAUAGACGAAAGGAGUUUUGAAUCCGGACAAGACGAGAAGAUAAGGAAAUUCACUGAGGAGAAUGUCGACAAAAAUGCACAGCUUGCAUCAAUGGAAAUUGAUCACGUUGAUGUCGGUCUUUAUUUUCCUUUCCUGAAGGGAAAUACUCUGAUUGUUGAUACACCUGGAAUUGGUGGGAGUCGGGAGCUCUCAGACAAAAUGAUGAAGUAUCUACCCAAUGCGGUUGCUUUCAUAUUUGUCUCCAAUGUUGCAAACGCUGGUGGGGUGCAGAGAGAUAGGCUCGUCAAAAUUAUUCAAGAAGUGGUGCGGCUUCAUGAUGAAAAGGAUAUCACUUGUUUAGAUCCAAGGAAUGCCUUAUUUAUCUCAAACAAAUGGGAUGCGGUACCGCAAGACGAAAGGGAUGAAGGAUGGAGCAAAGUUCAAAGGGAGUUAAAAAAGCACUGGCCACAUUUGACUUCUGAAAAUAUUUUCAGAACAAGCCUUAUGAGUACUAAAGAUAAGGAACCAGACUUUGAUGCAGAAUUUGAACGAUUCAAAGAAAGACUCGCUAAAGUCGUUGAAAGAAGUCAAUAUACUCGCCAAAUUAAACAUUUAACGAGUCCUUGUCACAUCAAGUAA